Molecule: messenger RNA, 360 nt
Organism: Echinostoma caproni
Lineage: Eukaryota; Metazoa; Platyhelminthes; Trematoda; Plagiorchiida; Echinostomatidae
Source: the annotation of a GenBank genome assembly
AUGCGACGCUCAGACAAAACCCACAUCAUGGAGCGCAACGGUAAACGUGAGACCGUCAGUAUUGAUCGACUCGAAUAUGCGCACUUGGAGAAAACCAGCACCAACGCGUUUGGUCCUCCACCAUUUGCGCCACCCGCAACUCCCGUCCCAACAAGUCCUGCUCGCUCAAUCCCGUUAAAUCCCGCGACACCCUUGGAGCAGGCACCUGGUCCCUCCCCUCUGCAUCGGAUCAUUAGUCUCGGGAGAGCCCUUAAGCCACCUGUUCUGACCUCAACUCGGGAGAAAAACCUCGGCCAAGAGAACGCAGCGAGAAAGAAGAUUGGCACUUUUUCCACCGCUACCACCACUCCAGCAUACUGA